Parathielavia appendiculata is the source of this 3604-nucleotide messenger RNA. RefSeq lists its product as uncharacterized. Gene Ontology annotation, biological process: establishment of mitotic spindle orientation; cytoplasmic microtubule organization; nuclear migration involved in conjugation with cellular fusion. The record is from RefSeq and is a predicted model, not a curated record. The transcript is spliced from 2 exons. Gene Ontology annotation, cellular component: spindle; spindle pole body; cell tip. Lineage: Eukaryota; Fungi; Ascomycota; Sordariomycetes; Sordariales; Chaetomiaceae. The coding region runs from base 443 to 3343 and encodes 966 amino acids. Gene Ontology annotation, molecular function: microtubule plus-end binding.
CCAAUGGCCCCCCUUCCCGCACCACCACCCCCGCCACGAUGGCCAGAGCUCCGUCUGCGCCUGCCGUCCGUGCUCGCCCGUCUGUCUCAGCGGGUCGGGCGUCCAUCGUGCCUCCGGUGCCCCGACGGGCUUCUGUGCCCAAGGGUGCAGCCGCCACCACCACACCCACCACCAUUGCCGCCACCGCCACGACGACGACCACCGCCACGACUAAGCCGUCGGUCGCAUCUGCCACAGCGACUAGCAAGGACAAGGAAAGCGACAAGGAGGACGACAAGAAAAAGGACAAGGAGAUCGAAGAUCUCAAGGCCAAGCUCCGUGCCUUGGAGAAGAAGCGGUCGGAAGACCGGGAGAAGAUCAACGCUCUCGAGAGAGUCAAGAGUGAGCGGGAUCGAUUCGAAAGAAUCAUCCAGACCCUCGUAAAUGACCUACCUAAAAUUCAAUGUUUGUGGCUGCUCACUCACACGAUGAUCCACAGCAAAUCAAAUACCAACCACAACAACAAGAGAUUGCCGAUCUGCGAAGGCAACUCAAGGAGGCGGAGGCGAGAUUCAACAAUGUCGAACAACUCCAGGAGGAGCACGAGUCAGCCAUGGAACUCGCGACUCUCGACAAGGAAAUGGCUGAAGAAAUGUGCGAUGUUUACAAGACGGAGCUUGACACUCUUCGGCAAAAGACGGAGGAGCUGGAACUCGAGGUCGACAUCCUGCGCGAGGAAAAUGCCGAACUCAGCAAGGGAAUGUCCUCAGAGGAGAGAGCCAGCACCGGCUGGCUCCAGAUGGAGAAAACCAACGAGCGUCUUCGCGAAGCUCUGAUCCGACUUCGCGACCUCUCUCAUGAGCAAGAGGAGGAGCUGAAAGCUCAAAUCAAGGGACUCCAAGUCGACCUCUCGGAAUUCGAAACACUAAAGGACCAGUUCACCGCGUGCAAGGAGGAUCUCGCCCAGAAGGAAUCCACCAUUGAGGAUCUCCGGGAGCAACUUGACAAUGCCCUCGGCGCCGAGGAGAUCAUCGAGAGCCUGACGGAACAAACCAUGAAUCAUUCCGAAAAGAUCAAGGAGUUGUCAGCUACGAUCGCCGAACUCGAGGAUCUUAGAGAGAUUGCCGAUGAGCUGGAGAUCAACCACGUCGAAAACGAGAAGGAGCUGCAAGCAACCAUUGACGAGAAGGAUGCCAUCCUUGCGGAGCAGGCCCGCCAGAUGGCCUUCCAGAAGAAAACCAUGGACGACAUGGAGUACACCAUUUCCCGGUUCCGAGAAUUGGUCACCAGCCUGCAGAGCGACCUGGCCGAUAUGCGCGCUUCGCAUGCCGUCACUGAAAACGAGUCCGAGCAUCUCAACGCCCGUUCCCGCGCCAUGCUGGAUCUGAACAUGAAGCUGCAGAUUUCGGCUGCCAAGGCCCAGGUAAAAACCAUUGACCUGGAGCUCCGCCGCAUGGAAGCUCAGGAGGCCGAGCAACACUUGGAGAUAGUCACCUUGUUCCUUCCGGACGCCUAUCAGUCCGACAGAGACUCGGUCCUUGCUCUGUUGAGAUUCCAAAGACUGGCAUCCAAGGCGGCCAUUCUCAACCGGUUUGUCAAGGAACGCGUCAACGGCCAGCCCCACCCUGGUCACGAACACGAGAUUUUCGACGGUUGCAGCGCCAUGGACAAGCUUGCCUGGGUUUCUUGCAUGUGCGAUCGUUUCAUCGAUUCUAUCAGCCACUGCUCGCUUGAGCAGUUCACCAAAUACGCAGGUGCCCUGUACGAAUUGGAACCUGUCGAGAGAGCUUUGAACGGAUGGAUCGACGGCAUGAAGCGCGACGAAUUGAAGGAGAAGCAGUGCGCCGACGAGCUUCACCGGACCAUCGCCCUGAUGACCCACCUGGCCGAGGUGCACAUUUCAAACGACUUGGAGUCGUUUGCCGACGACAUCCACAUGAAGGCUCUGCUUAUGCAGACCCACCUGGAGUCUGCCGCCAUCUCUUUUGCCACCACGGCGGCCAUGGUUCAACGCAUCGUCACCCAAGACGAAAACGAACUUUGCCAACAUUUUGUCAAGAAGAUCGAGGGCGUCGUCACCCAGACCCGCAGCGCCAAGGUCAUUGCGGCCAAGACUGUCCACGCCCUGGAGGAUUUGAAGUCGAGGUCGCUGUCACUUCUGCCUGAGACCCUCGACGUAUUUGAGCAGUGUGAGACUGCGACCGCAGAGCUCGCUGACAUGUCAAGAAAGAUCGGCCUGGGCGUCCAUUCGCUUCUGCACGAGGAGGGCAGGACCGAGCCCUUCACGAUCGCCGACGUUGAGACGUGCACCCAGAAGACAGCCAUGGCCGCCUCCAACUCGACCGAGACGGAACCCUUUUCGACCUACCUGACGAAGCUCCGCCUCGUCACUUCGCAAAUUUCCGACCUCUCUUCGCUGAGUUCCGACCUCAGCCAAACCCUGGAGUUUGACCGGCGCCCUGCGCCUUGGAUCCUGCGGAGCCAGGAACUGAAGAACCUCAAGAACAUUCCAAUUGAAGCCGAGGCCGAGGCUCGUCGCCUCAAGGACGACCUCGCCAGUGCUCGCCGGACCCUCGCCAUUCGCGAGGAAGAUCUCAGCACCGCCCAACUCAAGAUCGAGACACUCGAAUCCCGGAUGCGUGACGCCAAGGCCAAGGCAUCGCGAGUUUCGGAACUGGAAUCUCAGCUUGAUGCCGCCAAGGAGGAGGCUGCCACCCUCUCGGAGAGCAUCGAGAAACAAGACCGCGAACUCAAGACGCUGGAGCUCGAAUGCGACAAGUGGAAGCACAUCGCAAACAACAACCGUGUCGUUACCGGCAGCAAUGCCCAAGGCGACGAAACCGGAACCAAAAACAAACAAGAACACGCCGUCGCCACUGCCACGAUCGACAGCCUUAGGACAGAGAUCGACGGCCUGCAGGCAUCGGUUCGCUACCUGCGCGAUCUCAACCUCCGCGCACGGACAAUUGAACAAGCAAGUCACGAUUGGCUGACCGAGCCACUCACCAAGAGGGCGUCGCCGGCCGAGCAACGCAAGGCCAACAUCACCUCGGAGGGUAGGGCCGUCCUCGGGGAGCUGGUCAAUCUGGCCAGCAAGGCCACGGUAUACGACAUGGCGAGCUUACCUGCGGAUAAGGUGGCGUGGAAGCCUGCUAAGAGCACGCCGCAAUACCAUGCGGCGAAACAAAUGGAGGAAUAUGGAGCGUGGAAGGGAUGGGAGGAUGCUACUGUCAGAAGGGGAAAAAAGAAGUAUAAGGGGCUGGGGAUGAAGGACAGGCAGGGGAAGCUGAAGGUGUGCGUUUCUGCGGCGCAGUCGGGAAACCAGAUGGCGAUGAAGCAGAUGCGGAUUUUUGUGAGGAGAUGAGAGGGGAUGAGAGGGGAUGAGAGGAGAUGAGCGGAGAAAAGGAUUGUUUUUGGGAGAGCGUUAAAGGGGGAAGGGGUUUUUUUAUCUUGUCAGCGGGUGCAGUUUUCCAGCGGGUGGUUUUCUCAGCGAUUGUAGUUCGUGGUUUGAGGACCGUUGGCUUUUCGCUUUUCUCAACGGUUUUGCUUUGUUUCUCAGCGGUCGGCAUUGUUAGAAGUCGGAAGCGGUUUUGGGUGGAGGCGUUCGGGAAGACAUGGUCUGUUU